This is a messenger RNA of Dioszegia hungarica, 1077 nucleotides long. RefSeq lists its product as uncharacterized. Lineage: Eukaryota; Fungi; Basidiomycota; Tremellomycetes; Tremellales; Bulleribasidiaceae. The transcript is spliced from 3 exons. The coding region runs from base 1 to 1077 and encodes 358 amino acids. The record is from RefSeq and is a predicted model, not a curated record.
AUGGACGAUCCCCCGCCCCCAUAUACAGCAAGGCCUAUACGUCCCGUCCCUAGACGGACGCGUGUACCUCCCCCAGUCCCUAUUCCGGCGCGUGCACCUGCCCCUGCCCCUGCCCCUGCCCCUGCCCCCCCACUCGCCCAUACCGGUGCGGGCGUCGGCAGGUACAGUAAUGCCGAAAUGUUGUGGAUCCUCUCCACAAACCAUGCGACCAGGAUUGCGGACUUACGCGGCGAGAGGGGAGAAGUCUAUCGCCAGUACGGUAGUAACCCCUGGAAGCCUCAAAAGGAGCUCACCCGUCGGAUCGGGUCACCGUGGGGCGCUGCGCUCGCGACAUGCUACGUGAUCGGUAUGGUGCGGUUCAUUGCCCUAGCUACCUAUGCCAACGAGCGACAAGUGCCCGAAAUUCGCAUUGUCGCAGGACUCGGCCUCAUCCUCGCUAUUCGACGUGUUCACGCCUACUGGGAUCGCAUUUAUGAGUUCCUCGGUAUAGAACUGCCAAUCGAACUCCAAUUUCCCCUCCUCUACGAUUUCGGCGAAGCAGCUCGUGCAUUUCUCUUUGUCGAAAACCUCGGACCGUACCUCGCUCGGCCCGGUCAGGCAUAUAUGCGGCAGACGAAGAGGGAGUUGGCUGAGCCAAUGUGGCAACGAAUGGUGGCGCUUGCUAUGGUCUUUGGCACGUACAACGUCAUACCCAUGCUUGUCAACCACCUCCUUUUCGACAUCCUCAAACUCCCACCCUACCUCUGGCUCAGAUAUCCUCAGCUACGAUUCGUCAGUCAACAUCACAUUGCUCUACGGCUCCUCUUCCUCAUCGGCCUUCGGACGUUACGGUUCUUCGCUACUGAGGCUCAGCGGUACUGCCUCGAGCAAGGACGACAAUGGGCACGCGUCCCUGGGAUCCUCCGGAGCUAUGCGGAGGAGUGUAUGGCGAUAUACGGCGAAUCAAACCUGGUCAGGGACAAGGAGAUCGCAGAGGAGCUACCGGAUAUUCUUCUUCAGCGCAGGGCGCUCAACGAGAGGGAGGCGCACAUGAUGCGAGAAUCGCUCCGGACGGCGGAUGAAGAAAGCCCCUUAUAG